UAUAAUAGUGCUUAACAAUAAUAAACAAGUUGGCUUUGAAAAACAUAUAAAUUAAAACAAAUUAUAAGCAAAAACAGACAAAAAUACUAAAUUAAAAAAAAAUUAAAUUUGAAGUACAUAUUGCAUAAAACUAAGAAUAAAAAUCUAAAAGAAUACUGAAAUUGCAUAUAAGAAGCUGUGGGAAUAAAUUCUAAAAACAAAGUUUCUUCAAAUUUCUAAAAAGAAUCACCAACACAGAAAAACUUAACUACAUUCAGGAUAGAGUAUUAAAGAAUUGCGAUGGGAAAAGAUUUUUACAAAAUUCUGGGCAUUAAUAAAAAUGCCAACGAUGACGAAAUAAAGAAGGCCUAUCGGAAAUUAGCUUUGAAAUACCAUCCCGACAAGAAUAAGACACCACAGGCUGAGGAACGUUUCAAGGAAAUAGCAGAGGCGUAUGAGAUACUGUCGGACAAGAAGAAACGCGAUAUUUACGAUCAGUAUGGUGAAGAGGGCUUAAAGGGAGGAAUUCCUGGUGGUGCUGGGCAAGAAGGUGGUGGCACAUACACCUAUCAUGGCGAUCCAAGAGCUACAUUUGCUCAAUUCUUUGGCAAUGCUGAUCCCUUUGGCAUAUUCUUUGGCGGCGGCGACCCUUCACGUAUUUUCGAAUCACAAACUAUUUUCAUGGGUGACAAUGAUGAUAUUUACUCACAAAUGACAGGUGGCGGCGGGCCAGGAGGAGCAUUCCGUUCACAAUCAUUCAAUGCCCAGCCCAAUCGCAAACGUCAAACUCAAGACCCACCCAUCGAACACGACUUGUACGUGGCUUUGGAGGAAGUUGAUAAGGGUUGUGUGAAGAAAAUGAAGAUAUCUCGCAUGUCAUUGGCCACAGGUCAGGCCCGCAAGGAAGAGAAAGUGCUAAAUAUAACAGUUAAGCCUGGCUGGAAGGCUGGCACUAAAAUCACCUUCCAACAGGAGGGCGAUCAGACACCUGGAAAAAUUCCUGCAGACAUUAUUUUCAUCAUUCGUGAUAAACCACAUUCAGUGUUUAAGCGUGAAGGCAGUGACCUGCGUUACAGUGCCCAAGUUAGUUUGAAGCAGGCCUUGUGCGGCACCACAGUUUCAGUACCGACUCUGCAUGGCGAUAGAAUCACCGUCAACACCCAGGGUGAAAUAAUCAAGCCCACAACAGUAAAACGUAUUACCGGUCGGGGGUUGCCCUUCCCCAAAGAACCCUCACGACGAGGAGACCUUAUGGUGUCGUUUGACAUCAAAUUCCCCGACUCAAUACAGCCGGGCACCAAGGAGCUGCUCAGUGAGAUAUUACCCAACUAGAUAGUAGAUAAUGUAGGCUAGUGAAAAUAAGGGGGAACUGCAGAACUUGUGGUCUAACUGCUGGGCGGGAUGUAUUUAUUAUUAUGUAAUAUUUAAUAUUAUUAAUACUAUUUUAAUUAUUAGCGUUAAGUCUUAAGAAAUCAAGUGUUAGGCUACCAACUUCCAAUUACUAACACACACAGCAGCAGCAACAAUUGAAUUCUGCUGCUGCUGCUUCAAACAAUAUAAACAGAUCUGGAAAUGUGAAAAGAACGUACUUGAAGAAAACUUUUAAAUGAAUUGUUUUGUCCAUAUUAAUUUUUUCUUUAUUUUUUCCAAAUUCAUUUGUCUGUUAACUGUCUGUUCUUGUUCCAUUCUUCUGGAUGAAAUUACAUAAAUUUCUAAAAUCAUUCCAUAUGUAUGAAUCCUUUAAGAAGAAUUACAUUAAAAUUGUGGUUUCAAUUAUGAGAACAAGAACGGCAACUAUUUGUUAUUUAUUAUAUACAUAAUAUUUCUUUUCUUUAUUUCGAUAUGAGACAAAUUCAUUUAUUAUACCUACAUAUAUUUUUGUUUUUUGUUAACAAUCACAAAAUUGAAAUCAUUUCCAAUUAUUUAAUCCUUUUUUUUAGAAUUUAAGUUUAAUUAUAGAUACUCUGAAGUACGGAAGAAAACAAAUUAAUUCAUUAAACAAAAAAAGAAACAGCUGUAUAAAAUUAAUUCAGUAAAUAAGUCCAAAAAGUCAUUUGGAAUGAAGUUAUAUACUCACAUAAAUAUAUACAAUUGUAUGUUUCAAGUAAUUCUAAAACGAGUUAUACGUUUAUUUACUGCUUUUGGCUUUUUACAAUAGAACAUCAAUCAUUCUUUAAAUGGCUUUUGGCAUUGCUCUCAUUAGAAGAUUUAAAGAAUUUUAAAAAUGUUUGUAAAUUUAAUUCUUAAAACACACCCAGAGACUGAUUAAAUAAAAUUAAAAAAAAAAAUAUGGAAAUAAAAAAUUAUAAUGUUUGAAUUAAAAUUUAAA
Messenger RNA from Calliphora vicina (urban bluebottle blowfly), 2308 nucleotides. It is a transcript of the gene DnaJ-1, whose product is annotated as DnaJ-like-1. Bases 280 to 1311 code for a protein of 343 amino acids. The record is from RefSeq and is a predicted model, not a curated record. The transcript has 2 exons. Gene Ontology annotation, molecular function: protein-folding chaperone binding. Gene Ontology annotation, cellular component: cytosol. Lineage: Eukaryota; Metazoa; Arthropoda; Insecta; Diptera; Calliphoridae.